AUGGAAGGUGUUAGCCAUCGCCCGGGGCACGAGCGCAACAUCGAUCCAAGUCCGGACCCUUCACCAGGUCUAUUAAAGGAGCCGAACUCUCCCUCCCGUUUUACUCCCAGCUCCGGCUCCCAGCUCCGGCUCCCAGCUCCGGCUCCCAGCUCCGGCUCCCAGCUCCGGCUCCCAGCUCCGGCUCCCAGCUCCGGCUCCCAGCUCCGGCUCCCAGCUCCGGCUCCCAGCUCCGGCUCCCAGCUCCGGCUCCCAGCUCCGGCUCCCAGCUCCGGCUCCCAGCUCCGGCUCCCAGCGUGA
This is a messenger RNA of Knipowitschia caucasica, 297 nucleotides long. Lineage: Eukaryota; Metazoa; Chordata; Actinopteri; Gobiiformes; Gobiidae. The record is from the annotation of a GenBank genome assembly.